AACAGUGUCAGCAUUUUUUCAAAAGGUGCACCUGAAACCCACUUCGCUAAGUAAGGAUUUUUCUUUUUAUCUUCCGCUCAGUCAACUAGAAGUCUGAUCAAUCCCCUUUUCCUGCCGCCGAUAACCCACCGCCGUUUCUUCCGCCACCGCCACUGCUUCCGCCAUCAUGGAACACGGCGGACUUGAGAAUGGCACCACCAGUUCACCGAGUGCUGAACCUUCACUGAUCACUAACAAUCUUUCCGUACUGUCUAUCAAUGACGACGAACAUUCCUCUAUUUCAGUUGAGAAAGAUCCCAGAAAAAUUGCUAGAAAGUAUCAGAUGGAUCUUUGUAAAAAAGCAUUAGAGGAGAAUGUUAUUGUAUAUCUGGGAACGGGUUGUGGGAAAACCCAUAUUGCUGUUUUGCUUAUCUAUGAGAUGGGGCAGUUAAUAAAAAAACCCCAGAAGAGCAUUUGUGUGUUUCUUGCUCCCACUGUGGCAUUGGUGCAACAGCAAGCCAAGGUCAUAGAAGAGUCUAUUGACUUCAAAGUUGGGACAUACUGCGGCAAAUCAAAGCAUUUGAAGAGCCACCAAGACUGGGAGAAAGAAAUGGAACAGUAUGAGGUCCUUGUUAUGACCCCUCAAAUACUGCUACAUAAUCUUUCCCACUGCUAUAUCAGGAUUGAGUUUAUUGCUCUUCUGAUAUUUGAUGAGUGUCAUUAUGCACAAGUUGAGAGUGAUCAUCCUUAUGCUGAGAUUAUGAAGAUAUUUUACAAACCUGAUGUAGUGAAACUGCCCCGUAUAUUUGGCAUGACUGCAUCUCCAAUAUCAGGGAAAGGUGCUACUGUUGAAGGCCUUGAGACCUUACUUCGCUCUAAGGUGUAUUCUGUUGAAGACAAGGAUGAAUUGGAACAGUUUGUUGCAUCACCCAAGGUGAAUGUGUACCACUAUGGUCCUGGCUCCUCAUGCCUUACGAAGGCUUAUUCUCAGAAGCUUGAAGAGAUAAAGCACCAGUGUGUAAAGGAGCUUCACAAGAAAGCAGUUGACAGCACUCUCAGGAACACGAAAAAGAUGCUCAAGAGACUGCAUGGACAUCUAAUGUUUUCGCUGGAAAACCUAGGUGUUUUGGGGGCGUUACAGGCUAGUUGCAUCCUCUUAAAGGGGGAUCACUAUGAGCGCCAUCAAAUGGUGGAAACUGAAGUUAAUGCUAGUGAUGACUCUUUAUGUGACAAAUAUCUGAGUCAGGUUGACUCAGUCUUUACUUCUGGUUGUGCUGAAGACGGCAUGAAUCCUGAUUUGGCACUCUUGGAAGUUCUGAAGGAGCCUUACUUUUCCAAAAAGCUUUUACGUCUAAUUGGAAUCCUUGCCAACUUCGGGGUACAACCAGAUAUGAAAUGCAUAAUAUUCGUCAAUAGGAUCGUGACUGCAAGGUCCCUUUCAUAUAUUCUUCAGCAUCUAAAAGUUUUAUCUUCUUGGAAGUGCGGGUUUCUUGUAGGAGUCCACUCGGGAUUGAAGAGUAUGUCACGAAAAAAUACAAAUAUCAUUCUCAAUAAGUUUUGUUCUGGUGAGCUCAAUUUAUUGAUUGCAACCAAAGUUGGCGAGGAAGGACUUGAUAUCCAGACAUGCUGCCUUGUUAUACGAUUUGAUCUUCCUGAAACUGUUGCCAGUUUUAUACAGUCUAGAGGGCGUGCCCGCAUGCCAAAGUCUGAAUAUGCAUUUUUGGUUGACAGUGGUAACCAAAGGGAGCUUGAUUUAAUCGAGCAUUUCUCUAGAAAUGAAGCUCGGAUGAAUGAUGAGAUUUCUUCCAGAAAAUCUUGCAUAACAGUGGCAGAUUUUCAGGAAAAUAUAUACCAAGUAGAUAUGACUGGUGCAACCAUCAGUUCUGCAUCAAGCAUUUCGUUGCUUCACCAUUAUUGUUCCAAGCUUCCACGUGACGAGUAUUUCUGGCCCAAGCCGCAGUUCUUCUACUUUGAUGACAUAGAUGGAACUAUUUGCAAAUUAAUUUUACCUUCAAACGCUGCAAUGCAUCAAAUUGUCAGUGCUCCUCAAUCUUCUAUAGAAGCAGCUAAGAAAGAUGCCUGUUUAAAAGCCUGCAAGAGAUUGCAUGAACUUGGAGCACUCACUGAUUAUCUUUUGCCUGAUCAAGCAGAUGAAGAUGAAGACCUGGUCCACGAUGUUUCUGACUUAGAAUACUGUGAUGGCGAAGAUGCACGGGAAGAGCUCCAUGAGAUGAUUGUUCCUGCUGCCCUUAAAGAAUCAUGGAGUGAGACAGAGAAUCAUGUGUGCCUUAACUCGUACUACAUAAGCUUUUUGCCUUGCCCUACUGAUAGGGUGUAUAAGAAGUUUGGCCUAUUUCUGAAAGCACCUCUUCCCCAAGAGGCUGAGAAAAUGAAACUUGAUCUCAACUUGGCUCGAGGUAGAUCUGUGAAGACAGAGCUUAUUCCAUCAGGAGCUACUAGUUUUGAGAACAAUGAGCAGAUACAACUAGCAGAGAAGUUCCAGAGAAUGUUCCUCAAGAUCAUUCUUGACCGCUCUGAGUUCAUUUCAGAAUUUGUGUCUUUGGAAAAAAAGGAAUAUGUCGACUCAGCUUCAAAGUUUUACCUAUUGCUUCCUGUCAAUUUGUUUGGGCAUAAUAAGAUCUCCGUUGACUGGGAGCUUAUUAGAAGAUGCUUGUCAUCAUCAAUUUUUGGGACUUCAGUAUGUGCAGGCAAUAAUAAUAUGUCUACAUUUGAUGAGCAGUUGCAACUUGCCAAUGGUUCCAAAAGCGUACAUGAUGUUGCCAAUAGUUUGGUAUAUGUCCCAUGCAAGGAUGCAUUUUUCUUCAUAUCUGAUGUUGUAAAAGACAAAAAUGCAUACAGCAUUUAUAAAGAUUCUAAAAACCACGUCGAGCACUACUAUGAUAUUUUCUCUGUCCAUCUUUUAUACCCUGAUCAACCACUAAUAAAAGCAAAACAGCUCUUCUGUUUGGAAAACCUACUACGAAAGAAAGGCUAUUCAGAGUUGCGUGAUAAAAAGGAGCACUUUGUUGAACUACCUCCUGAAAUUUGCCAGCUCAAGAUAAUUGGGUUUUCCAAAGAUAUUGGGAGCUCAUUAUCAUUGUUACCUUCAAUCAUGCAUCACCUUGAAAGCUUACUUGUCGCUAUUGAACUAAAGGGCUGUCUAUCUGCUUCUUUCCCUGAGGGAAGGGAAGUAGCAAUAGAUCAUGUUCUUGAAGCACUCACUACAGAGAACUGCCACGAGUCUUUUUCUCUUGAAAGACUUGAAGUGCUUGGUGAUGCAUUCCUCAAGUUUGCAGUUGGGAGACAUCUUUUUCUUUUGCACGAUGCCUUUGACGAAGGACAGUUAACUAGAAAGCGGUCGAACGCUGUGAACAAUUCCAAUCUGUACAUGGUAGCAAUCAGAAACAAUUUACAGGCAUAUAUACGUGAUCAAUCAUUUGAACCCAACCACUUCUAUGUAGUAGGCCGUCCGUGUCCUGUAACCUGUAACAAGCAAAAAGAAAAAAAUAUACAUGGUCUAUGUGGUAGCGGGACAGAUGGUGCAAAGAAUGAAGUUAGGUGUAGCAAAUCUCAUCACUGGUUGCGUAAGAAAACAAUUUCUGAUACAGUUGAAGCCCUUGUUGGUGCUUUUGUAGUGGACAGUGGCUUCAAAGCAGCAAUUGCAUUUCUUAAAUGGAUUGGUAUCCAUACAGAUUUCAAAGAACCACAACUAAAAAGUAUCUGCUCUGCAAGCAAAGUCUUUAUGCCACUUGCUGAUAAAAUAGAUGUUCUGGCCAUUGAACAUUUAUUAGGUUAUUCUUUCAUCCAUAAGGGUUUGCUCAUUCAGGCAUUCAUACAUCCAUCUUAUAACAAGCAUGGAGGGGGCUGCUAUCAGAGAUUGGAGUUUCUUGGAGAUGCUGUCCUUGAUUAUUUGAUCACAUCGUAUCUAUACUCUGUGUACCCAAAACUGAAGCCUGGCCAGUUGACUGAUCUGAGAUCAGUGUCUGUAAACAACAAUACCUUUGCAGUUGUUGCAGUACGUCAAAGCUUCCACAGUCAUAUACUUUGUGAUUCUAGUGGCCUCCGUGAGUCAAUUACUAGAUAUGUCAAUUUCAUUGGCAGACCAGAUUCUAUGAAAAGGCUGGGCGAAGAGCCACCUUGUCCGAAGGCCCUUGGCGACUUGGUGGAGUCUUGUAUGGGUGCAAUCCUACUUGACACAGGGUUUGACUUGAACCGUGCUUGGCAUAUUAUACUCUCCUUCUUAAAGCCCGUCAUGAGCUUUACCAGGUUGCAGCUUAAUCCAACAAGGGAACUCUAUGAACUUUGUCAGUCUUGUGGCUGGCGUUUAAAGUUCCUGCCGUCAAAAAAAGAUAGCAAAUUUCUAGUUGAGGCCGUGGUGAAUGGGGAGAAUGUUUCAGAAGCUGCUUCUGCUCUCAAUGUUAAUAAAAGAGCUGCCCAAAGAAUGGCUGCACAGAAAGUAUGUUCAAUUUUGAAGGCUCAAGGCUAUAGGCCCAAGUCUAAAUCACUGGAGCAAGUGAUGAAAACAGCUAUUAAGAUGGAAGCUAAACUGAUAGGAUAUGAUGAAACACCCUGUGUUCUUACUGAUAGUUGUGAUGACUUGGAUAAGCAUGAAACAUGUGAAAGUGAUUGUGACUUAAAAGUAUUCCCUAUUAGUGAGGAACUUGCAAGAAAUUGCAAUUUCAAGUUUAAGCCUAUGAGAAAGUUGUCCCCAGAGGCAUCUGUACAAUGCAAUUCCAACCAGACCAUCAUGAGUAAUGGCUCUAAGGCAGAUUCCAAAGCUACAGGUGGUUCAAAAACUGAAUCGGCAAAAUCACGUUUGCAUGAAAUUUGUGCUGCCAACUGCUGGAAACCUCCUUUAUUUGAAUGUUGCAAGGAGACAGGACCAAGUCACUUGAAAGAGUUUACUUUCCGGGUGGUGGUGGAGAUCGAAGAAACAUCAAGAGUUAUAGAGUCUUAUGGAGAACCUCAGGCGAAAAAGAAAGAUGCAGCUGAGCAUGCAGCGGAAGGGGCACUUUGGUUCUUGAAGCAGGAAGGAUAUCUGCUCGACAACUGAGAGUGUUUAGCCACAGAACACUAAUUCGAUUGUAAUUAACAAAAAAUGCAUUUAGGAUCUUUGACGCCACAAUAUUGUGGCUGUUUGUCAAUUCUGUGUAUAGGGCAUAGAAUGUUGUAUAUUACUGGAAGAGUUUAUAGAGCGAUUAAGGGAUCUUUAUUGUUCUCCCCCGGUGUGAUUGCAAAUAGAAUAGGUGUUAAAUGAUGAAAUUUUACAUAUAGUUGGGACUUGGAAAAGUACAUAAGGUCUAGAAAUUAUAUGUGGCCUGCUAUUGUUGUGAGGUCAGCUUUCCCUUAUUGAGGUUUCAUAUUCUUGGUAUUCUCAUAGAUCUUUUCUUUUUCUU
Molecule: messenger RNA, 5375 nt
Organism: Solanum dulcamara
Lineage: Eukaryota; Viridiplantae; Streptophyta; Magnoliopsida; Solanales; Solanaceae
Product: dicer-like protein 4
Exons: 25
Coding region: 167-5032 (1621 amino acids)
Biological process (GO): siRNA processing
Cellular component (GO): nucleus; cytoplasm
Molecular function (GO): protein binding; ribonuclease III activity; RNA binding
Source: RefSeq, a predicted model, not a curated record